Necator americanus (New World hookworm) is the source of this 624-nucleotide messenger RNA. RefSeq lists its product as uncharacterized. Bases 1 to 624 code for a protein of 207 amino acids. The transcript has 3 exons. The record is from RefSeq and is a predicted model, not a curated record. Lineage: Eukaryota; Metazoa; Nematoda; Chromadorea; Rhabditida; Ancylostomatidae.
AUGCCCGAUUCUCUAUUAUUAUUAUUAUUAUUAUUAUUAUUAUUAUUAUUAUUAUUAUUAUUAUUAUUAUUAUUAUUAUUAUUAUUAUUAUUAUUAUUAUUAUUAUUAUUAUUAUUAUUAUUAUUAUUAUUAUUAUUAUUAUUAUUAUUAUUAUUAUUAUUAUUAUUAUUAUUAUUAUUAUUAUUAUUAUUAUUAUUAUUAUUAUUAAUUAUUAUUAUUAUUAUUAUUAUUAUUAUUAUUAUUAUUAUUAUUAUUAUUAUUAUUAUUAAUUUUAUUAUUAUUAUUCAGAAAAUUCGCCGCGGUCGCUUCGCUCCCGCUGUCGCGUCCGAUGGGCUUACCGUAGGCGUCUGCGUUGCGGCACAUUGGCUUGUAUCGUCCUGUUCUACUAUUAUACUAUUAUUAUUAUUAUUAUUAUUAUUAUUAUUAUUAUUAUUAUUAUUAUUAUUAUUAUUAUUAUUAUUAUUAUUAUUAUUAUUAUUAUUAUUAUUAUUAUUAUUAUUACUAUUACUAUUACUUAUUAGCAGUGAAAAGCCUUUAAACACUCGUAAACGCAUCAGGAUGCUGCUGAUGUCUAUGAUUGUUGGAAUUGUGAAGAUGUUUGGCCCUUUUGCUGUCAUUCCUUAA